Messenger RNA from Agelaius phoeniceus (red-winged blackbird), 1458 nucleotides. It is a transcript of the gene GET1, whose product is annotated as guided entry of tail-anchored proteins factor 1. Gene Ontology annotation, molecular function: protein-membrane adaptor activity. The record is from RefSeq and is a predicted model, not a curated record. Lineage: Eukaryota; Metazoa; Chordata; Aves; Passeriformes; Icteridae. Gene Ontology annotation, biological process: tail-anchored membrane protein insertion into ER membrane. Gene Ontology annotation, cellular component: GET complex.
GCCCAUGGCGGAGAGCGGCGCCUGGCUGCUGGUGCUCAGCGCCGUGUUCCUCUGCAACGCGCUCAAAAUCCUGCUGCCCUCCUGCUCCUCCCUCAUAUCCAGGCUGCUGCAGAAGGAUGCAGAGCAGGAGUCCCAGAUGAGAGCUGAGAUCCAGACCAUGAAGCAGGAGCUUGCCACCAUCAGCAUGAUGGACGAGUUUGCCAGAUAUGCCCGGCUGGAGAGGAAGAUCAACAAAAUGACAGACAAGCUCAAAACCCACGUGAAAGCACGAACUGCCCAAUUGGCCAAAAUAAAGUGGGUCAUAAAUAUUGUAUUCUACAUAUUGCAGGCUGCCCUGAUGAUCUCUCUGAUCUGGAAGUACUACUCUGAGCCUGUCACCGUGCUUCCAAGCAAGUGGUUGGCUCCCCUGGAGCGCCUGGUGGCCUUCCCUACAGGAGUGGCAGGAGGUGUGGGAAUCACCUGCUGGCUGGUGGUCUGCAAUAAGGUUGUAGCCAUCAUGCUGCACCCCUUCAGCUGAAGGAAUCCCAGCAAGCCAGGGACUCCCCAGCUGCAUUUACAUCAUCACUGGUUUAAAUUAAUUAAAAAAAAAAAAAAAGGGACAGUUAUCUUUCAUGAGACAAGGUCUGAGACAAUCCUUGUUACUCCAGGUGGAUAUCUCUCAGUCCUUUGGAUUCUUUUGGUUUCACUUUUCCCAGAGUUUGUCUUUCAUUUUGGAAAGAACAGCACUGCUGGUUAUUAUAAAACCUCAUUUUGGGUUUAGUCAUGGCAGAACCAUAAGGUUUUGUCAUGGCCUGUUGUCAGCAACAUCUAAAAGUGUUGGAUUUGUGGUUUUAAAUUGGAAAUGUGCUGGCUUUAGGGAUUAAUUUGGGAGCUUGGCUGUUCCUUUGCUGUGAAAUGUGGAAGCUUCACCCUGAGGUGGGAUCAUGUUGGGGGGUGCACAGGCAGAGGUUGUUUGCUUGACUUGGGCCAAAAGAGAAUUUCCUUUGGAUUUUUUACCCUGAAAUCAGAAUAUUCUUGAACUCUCCUAAAAAAAUAGAUGAGUUAAAUCAAGAUUUUUAUCUCUCAAGAGGUUUUUUUCAGCUGCCAAGCACAGGCUGCUCUCAGUGAAGCAGAAAACAGUGCUGUUCCUGCAGGGGGGAUGCUGAUGGAGCUUCUCACUCUGGAAUUCCCACAGGAAUGACCCCUCUGCUAUUCCAGGGCCUUUUCCUCCCUGCAGGAAGGGAAGGAAGGGGCCAGGACCCCUCCAAAAUUGUUCAAAAGGUCAGGUUGUGUUGUGUGUAUAUAUAUAUAUGGAUUAAAUAUUUUUGUUUAUUUGUUUUAAUGUUAAUUUAAAAAUUGGGAUUUUAUAUUAGGAAUUGCAUUUAGCCUACAUGAAAAUAAAUAUCAAGGAAAAAAUAUUGUGAUUGAAUGUUAUGUAAAAUUGUGAUUUUAUUAAGGAAAUAAAGCUUUUCAACCCAU